GUUGGACCCCGAGGAAACGCAGCGGCUGGAUAGAUACCGAUUUUCACUGGCAGAGCCAGAGGCAAACACCAGUUUCUUUCCAUGAACGGGGCGGUAGCUCUACGGCAAGGGGCGGGGCUGAGCAUGGUAACCGCGACACCAAGAUUUCGAUGUGUGCGGCCCAUUUCGAAGGUCUGGGCUGCAGCAGAACGAUGGCAAGCAGGAACAGCAGCGGUCAGAGGACGACGAGGAGGAGGAGCUGCCGACGAUGGCGGUCACGAACUAUCGACACAUGUUAGCUCGGACGGUGUAACUCCUAGGAUGGUAGACGUUGGCGACAAGGCGACGACCCGCAGAACAGCGACGGCGCGCAGCCGCAUCCGUCUCCCUCCGGACGUCACGUCCAAGAUGGAAACCGUGGGCGGAGAGGUGGUAGGCAAGAAGGGGCCCGUGUUCACGACGGCCAUAAUAGCCGGGGUGCAGGCGGCCAAGCGCACGAGCGAGCUUAUCCCGUUCUGCCACCCCCUGCCGAUAGAGGACUGCCGCGUGGAGCUGAGCCUGAAGGAGGGUGGGGAGAUCAUCGAGGUGGACUGCACCGUGCGGGUGACGCACAAGACCGGUGUGGAGAUGGAGGCCAUGAUGGGAGCGUCGGUGGCGGCGCUAACUGUGUACGACAUGCUGAAAGGGCUGUCGCACAACAUCGUAGUCGAAGACACGGCGCUCGUGUCCAAGACGGGUGGAAAGCGCGACUUUUCCAGGACCACGGGGGAGGAAGCGGCGGCCGAGCGGCGAUGACAUCCCUAGUUUAUUCCUUCCUAUCUUUUCUUGAGAAGAGGUUUGUGGGGAAAAAAAACGAAAAAAAGAGGUUUGUAGACCGUUUGUCGGCUUAUAGGCGAUAGGAGGUCGUACAGCCUUUCUUGGCAGUGUUGCUUCGUUUCGUGCGUCUCUUCCCAGCGGGAGACAAAGGAGGCACAACGGUACUUUCCUCUGGAUAUAUGGGAAGCCACGGAGAAUUCGGUCAACACUUUCCAUC
Ectocarpus sp. CCAP 1310/34 is the source of this 1012-nucleotide messenger RNA. The record is from the annotation of a GenBank genome assembly. Lineage: Eukaryota; Phaeophyceae; Ectocarpales; Ectocarpaceae.